AUGGGCAAGUUUUUCAAGGGGCUGGCCAGUGCUGGGGCGUGGGCCUGCUUUGACGAGUUCAACCGAAUCGACCUCGAGGUGCUGAGCGUGGUGGCGCAGCAGGUGUCGGAGAUCCAGGCAGCAGUGCGGGGCCGCCUCAAGACGUUUGUGUUUGAGGGCACCGAGCUGCGGCUGCGGCCCAGCUGCAACGUGUUCAUCACAAUGAACCCUGGGUAUGCCGGCCGCAGCGAGCUGCCUGACAAUCUGAAGGCUCUUUUCAGGACUGUUGCCAUGAUGGUGCCGGAUUACGCAAUGAUUGCGGAGAUCAUGCUUUACAGCUCUGGCUACAUGAAGGCAAGAGAGUGUGCCCGCAAGAUUGUCGCGACCUACCGGCUCUGUAGCGAGCAGCUGUCCAGCCAGGACCACUACGACUACGGCAUGCGCGCCGUCAUGGCCGUGCUGCGCGCCGCCGGCAACCUCAAGCGGCGCUUUCCGUCGGAAGAUGAGGCGGCGCUGAUGCUGCGGGCCAUUGUGGAUGUAAACCUGUGCAAGUUUUUGGCGCAUGAUGUCCCGCUGUUCAAUGGGAUCCUAUCGGACCUGUUUCCAGGUGGGGGCGGAUGA
Molecule: messenger RNA, 600 nt
Organism: Monoraphidium neglectum
Lineage: Eukaryota; Viridiplantae; Chlorophyta; Chlorophyceae; Sphaeropleales; Selenastraceae
Product: Dynein heavy chain 3, axonemal
Exons: 7
Coding region: 1-600 (199 amino acids)
Biological process (GO): microtubule-based movement
Cellular component (GO): dynein complex
Molecular function (GO): minus-end-directed microtubule motor activity; dynein intermediate chain binding; dynein light intermediate chain binding
Source: RefSeq, a predicted model, not a curated record